GUGGGCCGGUUGGUGUGGCAGACAAGAAUACAAUUCCAGAUGCCAGAAUGACAGCAAGCAGUAUUCACAGUCGGAAUUAUGCUUCAUACCUCGGCCGACUGAAUGAAACCAGGAGACGAGGAGGGUGGUGUCCUAAGACUAGAUUUGAUAAAACCGACUACCUUCAAGUAGAUAUGGGUUCAGUGCUGUCUGUUUGUGCUGUGGCUACUCAAGGAGAAGAGGAACUUCUGGAAUGGACCACCAACUAUAAAUUGUGCUUAUCCAUUGACGGUUCAACUUGUAACCCUUACGAGGAGAAGAAUAAAACAAAGGUGUUUCAAGGAAACUCGGAUCGAACAAGUAUCGUGAAGCAUUUACUUAGAACUGACUUCAAAGCCAGAUACGUUCGGUUUUAUCCUGUCUCAUACCACAACUGGCCUUGUUUGAGGGUUGAAAUAUAUGUGUUUAAGUAAUAAAUUUAAGAUGUCAACUGGAAAAAAACAAACACCUAGUUUACAGUAGGAAAUUGAAAAUUACCAAACAAACUAAAAACUUUUUUAACUAUCUAACCACUACACACCUUUCGCUGCAGUAUAAUAAAACAGUUAUGCAUGAUAAACGUAAAGUUGAAAAGGUAUUCUAGAUCUGUUCUGAAAGUUGAGUUUAGUCACUGUCGCUUAUUCAUUCUGCGCUAUGGUUAGUUACUGUCGGUGCGAGUUUUC
Molecule: messenger RNA, 701 nt
Organism: Stylophora pistillata
Lineage: Eukaryota; Metazoa; Cnidaria; Anthozoa; Scleractinia; Pocilloporidae
Product: lactadherin-like
Source: RefSeq, a predicted model, not a curated record